ACUCUCCAAUUCCCAGCCACCAGCAAUAUCAUCACCACUCGUUCGUUGUGAAGAAAAACCAGAUCUGAGAAAUUCGGGAGGCAGGCUUUCGUUGCAAAAGUGGAUUUUGGCUAGCUACGAUCUCUAUCCUCCCCCAGUUUCCCUUUCCCUCUUUCUCCCCUCCCCAUUCCUUGUAUUCAGCUUUGCCUCUAUUUGGCCUUAAUUCGUUUAACACCAUCCCCAUCUUGGGGUAUAGCUUAUCGGAUCUUUAAUUCAACUAUCUGACGAAUCUUAUACCCCGUCCAGGUCUCGUGAGUACCGCAACGCAAAGCGGGCAUACAUUCAUUCGCCAGUAUCCCUCGUGUCUCCUGGUCCACAUUCCAUACCGACUUAACAUUCUUCGCCCACCAUCCGGUCAUUGGAUUCCCAGCCGAGAGAGACAGUGGGGAUUAUCGCACGGCAGAGCAGCAUAUUCUGGUCCCAGGAGUGACGGACCAGGUACUUGACAUAGUGAGCAACGCAGCGCACUUCAGACGCUCCUUCUCGGGGUACCGAGAAGCGAGCCAUACGAGCCACAUCGCGAGGAGGUAGAUUGAUCAAGACUUAAUUGAUCAAGAUGGCGUCCAAGUUUGGUGCCAAGAUGGCCCGGUUCAUCCCGAUGAUCGGUUACCACCACGUGCUGAUGAUUAUCAUUGCCGUUGCUAUAAUUCUUCUCUCCCUCUUAUUGGCCGGAUGCUCAUCGUCCUCCCCGCAAAUCCCCAGCAUAUUCUUGAUCUCCCUCUACUACAAACGCUACGACCCAGUUUUUAAUCUUGCCCAGGUGGACCCUGGCGUGGUGCAAGCAACAGCAAACAUUGUUGGAGGAGCGGAGAUGGAAGUCCGCGUGGGUUACUUCGGUAUCUGCGUAUCGCCCUCGGGAGGCGCUUAUAUUUGCAACUCCAAUGCCACGGCCUUGGCCGAGAUCGUCACGGUUGACCAAGACCCAUUGAACUUAAUUUGGGUAGCAUCGACGUUCAAGGAUGCUGUAGUUUUCCCAUACCUCCUAAUCGUUGCGGUUAUUCUCGCUUUCUUCUGCUUCAUCCUCCUGGCUACUUUCCCCGGAUGGCACGAAGAACUUGAUGCAAGCGGUUCCGAACGCGAGGUGAAGCCGUUCCCUUCACGACCCGUGUCCCAGGCAGCGUUGGCUUUGAUUUUCGUGGCAUCUGUGUUCGUUCUGGUCUCAGUACUAUGGCAGCACACAGCAUCUGUCGCCGCAAGCACCAUCGCUCAAGAUAUGGGUAACGGCAGUGUCAAGAGUGGAGUCGGCACCUCGGCGAUGGUUCUCGGUUGGUUUGGAUUUGGCCUAAUGGUGGUAGUGACGAUAGGCUUGCUGGUGAUGAUUCUCAGCAUCAAGCUGAUACGGCAGCUGACGGACGAAGAAUAAUCUACAUGUUAUGCGAGAUAAAUACUCGGCUUUUUCUUUUAUUGUGGCUUUUAUGCUUUUUAUUGCCCAUGUUUUCUUUUUUUCGACCUCACCCUUGACGCACUUUCCGACGGCACGAAUGACACACGAUAAUACGACCUUGAAUUCUGAUCUCACGACGAUAAUGAGCAAAAUCAAUCAACUUCCCCUAUCACACACUCUUCGCAAUACAACUCGCUGUUUGUCUAUCCUCCUUUCAUCGCACUUGUACAUUCGCCCUGUUUGCAUCACGUCGGUUCUUGGUUCUCGUCAUGUAUAAAAGACGAUUCUUCCAUAUUUUAUUUUCUUCUUCUAUUGGGAUGGUAUGGUUGCGGUGGGAUCUGGGAAAUGGAACCUUUCACGUGGAAUACUUCGUUUGGAUUUGUCAACGAUUGAUUGACAGAAUGAAUGGCUUUUGUUUCAUGGUCAUAAUAAGAACGCUCGCAUAUAGAUUGGCUGAUGCUAUCGACAAAAAAUACUACAUUCAUCAUAAGACCUAGUUCAUUGGAUCCAAGUGCCAACAGAGGUCUCAUUGUUCCCGUAUUAAUAAAAGCAUAGGAUCAACGUAGAAAGGCAGAUUAUAUGUCAUGCC
Molecule: messenger RNA, 2012 nt
Organism: Aspergillus alliaceus
Lineage: Eukaryota; Fungi; Ascomycota; Eurotiomycetes; Eurotiales; Aspergillaceae
Product: Fig1 domain-containing protein
Exons: 4
Coding region: 596-1402 (268 amino acids)
Biological process (GO): conjugation with cellular fusion
Cellular component (GO): mating projection tip; membrane
Source: RefSeq, a predicted model, not a curated record